AUGAAAUUAUUAUUAUCAAUUAUUUUAUUAUUAACAAUUGUUAAUUUUGCUUAUUGUUCAUUUGUUAAUGUACAAAGAUUCGAUGGUGAUUGUAGUUCAAAUGUAGUCACUGAUGGUCAAUUCAUUGAAGAAAACUUUUGUGAUUUUGAUACCACCUUCUCAUGUUCACCAGAUGGUAAUACCAUCUUUGUAACUGAAUAUGAUCAUAGAGGUGAUUGCAAAGGAAGAGUUCAAAAUGUUUGGAAUUUCACUGCCAAUACUUGUGCAACUGAUAGACAUAAUAUUUCAAUGACUGCUUCAUGUGUUGCCACUUAUGAUAUUCCAACUAAUGCUUUAGUUAGAUUUGAUUACACUGGUCAAUGUAACUCUACCACUUGGAAGAAUGAUAUUAGUAAUGUAUUCUACAAUACUGUUGACGUUUGUGUUGAUUCUAAAGACCCAAAUAAUCAAUUAUCAUUCAAUGUUGUUUGUAACUCUACUACUUUAACUCAACAAAUCUUUAAUUCUCCAGGUUGUAACGGUACUCCAUCAAUGUCACACACUUACCCAUUAGAAUCAAAAUGUGGUUGGUUCUCAAAUUCAAUUACAAUUUGUAAUAAUUAA
Messenger RNA from Dictyostelium discoideum AX4, 603 nucleotides. RefSeq lists its product as hypothetical. The record is from RefSeq and is a predicted model, not a curated record. The coding region runs from base 1 to 603 and encodes 200 amino acids. Lineage: Eukaryota; Evosea; Eumycetozoa; Dictyosteliales; Dictyosteliaceae. The transcript is spliced from 2 exons.